This is a messenger RNA of Actinia tenebrosa (Australian red waratah sea anemone), 1679 nucleotides long. Its product is annotated as neuromedin-K receptor-like. Gene Ontology annotation, cellular component: plasma membrane. The record is from RefSeq and is a predicted model, not a curated record. Gene Ontology annotation, molecular function: G protein-coupled receptor activity. Gene Ontology annotation, biological process: G protein-coupled receptor signaling pathway. NCBI's taxonomy places the organism in Eukaryota, Metazoa, Cnidaria, Anthozoa, Actiniaria, Actiniidae.
AAGACUAGAAAGAGUCUAUGAAACAUUAAAAAAUUGAGAAUCAAGCAAGAGCUUCAUGAUCAUACGUUUACUAGGCAGCCUGGGCAAAUCAACGCCAACAAAACUCUUUGGGAUCAGUGUAAGCAAAUCCUUUUGAAGAUUAGAAUCAAAAUGAACGUAACUUCCAAUUACUUAUGCUUCACUCAUAGCCUUAGAAACACAACGGGUACACUUCAUCCAAAAUCAUGGAUAACUUCGCAAGAAGUAUCAAGAAUUGCAUUUACAGUUUGUUAUUCAAUCCUCUUGUUUCUAGCUGUUGUUGGCAAUGUUUUUGUUGUCGUGAUUGUUUGCAAAAACCGACGAAUGCAGACCAAUAUAAACUUUCUUAUAGCAAAUAUGGCGGUGUCUGACUUAACAGGUUCAUUGGUGUCAAUACCUCGCUUUAUUUCAUUGAAUAUAAACAAUUCAAGCGAAUGGAGUGUUCCAGGACUAUUGGCUGAAAUUCUUUGCAAGACAUGUCCCUUCAUUCGUGACGUAUCAAUAUCUGUUUCCAUCGAAAGCAUGGUCGUUAUCGCAAUUGAUCGCUUCUUCGCCGUUGUUUACCCCUUAAAAUCUAAACCUCGAGUUACGAGACUAAGAUGGGUUUUACCUAUUAUCUGGCUUGUAGCAAUGGCACCAUUUUCUUUGUACUUUGUUACAUUCAAAAUAGGAUAUUGUAAAGGAAAGGCAUUUUGCAUCUUUAGCUGGCCAUCUAUCUUUGACCGUGCCCAAGUACAUCAUAUUUAUUUCUUAGUUACUAUAGUAAUACUCUUCUUCAUCAUUCCAUUUGCUAUCGUCAGUGUCCUUCACUCUUUUAUUGUUUGGAAAAUGAAGCAUCGUUGCAUUCCUGGAGAACAACUUUGUGAACAAGAAACAAGAAGUCAAAAAUCGAACAGCAACAUCAUCAAAAUGGCAAUAGUUAUAGUUUUAUCAUUCUUUGUUUGCUGGUUUCCCUACCAUACUUUAACUUUUUUUGAAGUUUUCGUUUGGAAAGGAUACCAGAAAAAGAGUGCACCAUCCUUCCAUAGCUUCACGAGUGACAUUUUGACAUUUAUUUCCUACAUAAGCCUGGCCAUAAACCCAUUGAUUUGUUUCGUGUUCAGUAGUAACUAUAGAAAUUGCUUGAAGAAGCUGUUUCCGUUUUCUCUCUUCUUAUUUAACAAGGCUAGUGCAAUAAAUGUAAAAACGCAAAGAACAGCUGCAACACAUUCGCAAGAAAUGACCAAUUGUAACAGAUAAUUAUAGUUAGGAUCCACUGAAAAGCGUUUAACUCCGAGAGGGAGCAUAUCACAAUACUAUGAAAAUCAGCCUCCCUAUUCAGAGCGUUCAUAUUUGGUGCAUUCCGAUUGGUUUACCUCAGCGAUUGUACUCAUAUUCGCACAAACGAAGAAAUAAAACAAACAACAUUUUCUUUAUAUUCCACAUACCAAACUACUUUCGAUCUUGAAAUAAAAUACCGAGUUCCUCCUCAUACAAAAGACAAGAUUAUUGCCCAAGACUCUAUUUAAUGCAACAGACAGCUGAAUAAUUGAGUUUCCAUAUAAAGAGUGACGAAUAACGGGGAUGUUAAAGAAUAUGUAUGCCAAGCAAUUCUUCAGUCAAUUUAGUGCACUUGAAAGUCUUUUUAUUUUUACACCCCAUCUAAAAAAGCUACGCGAAUU